AUGGCGCACGCCCUCGGCCUCGGGGCCGCGCUCUCCGGGCACGGCGGCGGCGAGCCGCUCCUCACUGUGGCGGGCUAUGCGAGCCUCGUUGACGAGAGGUCUGCACGCGAGACUGUGCCGACGCUCCGCCGCUUUCGACGCGGCACGGUGAGGGAUCACUGCCGCAUCUUCAACCUCGUCUCUAUCAUCAAUCUCUCGCGCGGCCUGGCGAGCGGCCGCCGCCUCGCCACCGCCACAGCUCGCCCGCAGCUCGGGAGUGACCUGCUUGUGGCCCUCUUCGACCUUCCUCUCUCCGAGCUUCCCGCCCUCCUCGCGCGAGAGAGGAGGCUCCGCGUCUGCUGCGUGCCGUACGAGGAGGCUGGCGGCGCACGCGGCCACGCGGCCCUCUUUGGCGAGUACACACACGCCGAGUACCUCAGCGAGCGGUGCGGCGGCGACCCGCACGCCUACCACAACGAGGUUGGCCGGUGGUAUCCCGAGGGCGAGAUCUACCGGCCGGACCUGCUGCCCGUGCCGUCGUACGUCCUGCGCUGCGUGCGCGCGCACCGUGUCGCCGGCCCGGCCGCCCUCGCCAACCUGCUCGACGAGAGCUUCCUCGGGGAUGGAGAGACGUCGCUGCGCACGCAGCUGCGCCGGGAGCUGCAGCCACAGUGCGCACCCGAGAAACAGGGGGCCGGGGAUCCUCCGCCGGGAGGUGACGACUCGCCGUGGACCGAGGCGGAGCGGCAGGAGCUGCGAUCGGUGCUCGGCCUCGACAGCACGUGA
Molecule: messenger RNA, 765 nt
Organism: Emiliania huxleyi CCMP1516
Lineage: Eukaryota; Haptophyta; Isochrysidales; Noelaerhabdaceae
Exons: 1
Coding region: 1-765 (254 amino acids)
Source: RefSeq, a predicted model, not a curated record